AAAUGUUCAUAAGUUUUUACAAAAAUAUCUUUCAGAAGAACUUUUGGACGCAAAAAUUUUACAUGUUGGAUGUUGCUUUAAAACCGUGUUCCUUGUAUCAGGCAAACGUUUAAAGGGACCGCUAUCAAUCGUGUGUGUAAAAAGUUUACUUGAAUUUCGUAUACAGUCCCUUUAAAGAAAAAUAUUUGAUUGUGUUUAUCUAGAAGAUUCUAGUGGAACUGGAGUCAGAGUUCUCAGAACACUGCUGGGAAACAUGAUUGAGGUACUGAUGAUUAUUUUCAUGUGUUUUAUUCUGAUAUUUGGGAGUGCCAUUCUUGAAACAUGUCUUAUCAUUCUUCUUAUUCUACUCAUUCUCAGAGAGCUGCUACAAACGACAGUAUCGUUUAAGCGAUACAUUUUCAGUAUUGAGAAUAUCGUUGAGAUCUGUAUUAUCUCGUUAACCAUCGUUCUAAUCACAGAUAAGGAUGGAGAAAGGUUUGAGCUGAACCGUCAUCUAGCUGCUAUUGUAUUACUGCUGUCCUGGGGGGAACUAAUCGUGUUAGUUGGAGUACAUCCUAAACUCAAGCAUUGUAAUAUUUAUGUUACAAUAUUUUUUAAGGUUUUAAGAACGUUCUUUUGGUUUCUUGCCUGGUAUUCAUUAUUUAUCGUGGCUUUCGGAUUCGGAUUCUACAUCAUACUACAUCAGGAUACAGGGGUGAUACAGGAGCCUGAAGAUGAUCCUUACCCGUUCUUUAAUCAAACCUGGCUUUCUCUUGUGAAGACUUCAACCAUGUUCGUCGGAGAAUUAGAGUUUAGUGACCUGCCGUUUGAUUUGGAUUCUCCCUUGGCCCCCCUCUCUUACAUCUUCUUCUUGAGUUUCAUCUUCCUGAUGGUGGUUGUCCUGAUGAACCUGCUCAACGGGUUGGCGGUCAGUGAUACCGGGAUCAUCAGGGAGAAGGCGGAGAUAUUUUCAUACAGAUCUAAAGUUGAAACCAUCUCAACCCUGGAGUCCAUGCUGCUGGGAGAUCCAUUCGAUUUUUUGUCCAAUGUUCCAGAGAUGGUUUCAAGAAUACCAUCAUGCUCCCUUCUUCGUCAAUUAUACAGGAAUCGAACCCUCGGCGAUCUUUUCAAAAAGAUCGGAAGUUCUGAAAUUCUUCUUUUCUACCGAUAUCUAGAGAAUAAACAGAUUACAAUCAAACCAAACCAAAUAAACAAAACAUGCUGCAGAGGUUUAAGGGAAUGGGUUGUGGUCACAUGACUAUAUACAUGAUGGGACAUAACUUGGAUCAAGCAUUUCGUAGCUGUAUUCUGUUACAGUUUGCUUUUUUAACUUAUCAAUAUCUUUAUCUUAAGAGAAGUUAUAGAGCUGCAAAACAAUUUCCUCCGAUGUUUCUGUAGUAAAAAUGCGAUGUCUCUUAUAUAAAGAAUCCAAUUUGGAAAAUAACCAAAUUUAAACGUGUAGAUGUGGCCGGAUACUUCAUUCAUUUUAAAUCAUACAAAGCUCUGAAGAGUGCCGUCGUAGCUCGGACCUGCCAUUUCAUACUUGGAAUGAUUAUUUGAAAUUAAGAGAACAGUCCCUUUGAUGAUU
Molecule: messenger RNA, 1567 nt
Organism: Eurytemora carolleeae
Lineage: Eukaryota; Metazoa; Arthropoda; Copepoda; Calanoida; Temoridae
Product: transient receptor potential cation channel protein painless
Exons: 10
Coding region: 254-1237 (327 amino acids)
Biological process (GO): monoatomic ion transport; transmembrane transport
Cellular component (GO): membrane
Molecular function (GO): monoatomic ion channel activity
Source: RefSeq, a predicted model, not a curated record